GGUUUUAAAAUACACCGAACUUCCGCUCGAGCCGGUCGCCUCGCAGUCGUUAGCUUAGCGCGCUCCUCCGGCAACAUGUCGGCUAACAAUGCGGGCGGGAAGGUUAACGUCAGCCAUUCAUUAACCAACAAAAAUGUUUCUCUUCCCAUGUCACGCGUGAAAUUGAUCAUGAAAAGUUCUCCGGACGUUUCUAGCAUUAACCAAGACGCUUUAUUUUUAACCACCAAAGCGACGGAGCUAUUUGUUCAAUAUCUAGCACAGUGUUCGUUUAAAAAUGGCUCUGGAAAGGAGAAAAACACGUUAGCAUACAGUGACCUGGCUAAUGCCGCCGAACAAUCGGAGACUUUUCAGUUCCUCACAGAUAUCUUGCCAAAAAAGAUCCUGGCAAAGGAUUAUCUAAGAUCUUUGGAGGAGAGAACUGAAGACAGUGAUUAAUACAGGAAAGUCGAUUGCAUAGGGAUCCUGGGCUUCAUCUUCACCUUCUCUUAUUGCUUUUGUGAAUGAACACAUGAGCACAUUUGUACUGAUCUAGCUGGAUAUCCAAAAUGGAUUUUAACCUGUAUGUAUACACAACCGUUUGUUUAGAGGAUGAUUUGUUUGACAUGUAGUGUGACUGUCAAGCAGAAUGCUAUAUAGGUGAUUGGCUUAGCCAUUUCACUGUUAACCACUGUAGUGUAGCAGGGAAAUCAAUUUGUGUUUGAUGCAGAGGGAUAUAAAUAAUGUGAAUGAAAUUAAGUGUGUGUUAACCUGUCUUUCGGAAAGCGAAUAAUCGACUGAUACUCUUAAUACUCUAGUUGCCAAAGAGUAACUUUCACUAACCUUUUGGUGGUAACCAUGUCUGAUUUUUUUUGCCUGUAAAAUGUUUGAAUGUUCUGUUAUGUGUUUGCUGAAGGCAAAAAUGCACCUUUUUAAGGUCACUUUUUUACAGGAAUGUGUUAGACUUUAAAAUAGGACAGAUAAAUACCCAGUACAAUUUGUGAGUUGAUAUAUACUCAGGAACAAGAAAGUAGCCUUGUGGAUAGCCUUUAUGUGACUAAAAGCACAAAUGUAGACAAGCAUUACCACUGUAUGUUUAGAGCAUGGGAUGCUCAAAACUGGGGAAGAGCUUUAAUCCAUCUGAUGUUAUGUACUACCUCAAGUCACCUGUGCCCAGUACAGAUGGGCAACAAUCAGUUAAGGAGUCAUGUGAAAUGAUACUGGUUUAAUUAUUACAGUUCUCCAGGUGGCUUUGCAGAAAUGGAUAAUUAAGGGUUAUAGUAAAUGCUUGGAUUAGUGUUCUGCAUCACUGGGUUAAAGGACCAGUGCUUUAGAGGGGGGUUCCCAAAUCCCUUUUUAGCAUAUACAUAGUUAUUUCUACUUAAAAUGUGAAUAAUUGUGUAAUUAAUAUAGCUUUCUGUGCUUGACCUGUGGGUUUAAUGUAGAUACUGGGGAAAUUACAGUUUAAUCCAUGAGUAGCAGGGAAAAUUGUGUUCAGUCCUUCACUGAUUUUUUACAUAAUUUACACAGAGUGAUUGGCAAUCCCACACAUGCAAGAUUUCAAAGUCUAAUUACAGCUAUUGCUGCUUUAAUGGGAGCUGUUUGUUGUGAACAGGGCUGGGAACCCCUUGGUUUGACGUGUCAUCUUAUGAAUAUGUAUUUCUAUGUACCAGGGAUAGGAUGAUCAGCCUUCAGGGGCAGGAUAUGCUGUUUAUUUAAACCCAGCACCCUUACAUCAGGACCGCUAAAACAGUGCCAUACGCAGUUGUCUGUAUCUGCUGGUGUUUGACAACACGGUUUAUCUACCUACAUCUGGAAACUUUGAAGUCUCUUAAACUCAGUAGCUAAGCAUUAUGUAUAAAAUGUUAUACAUCUCUUAUGUUUUCCACCUCACUGUGGGUAAACAUUCCACGUAACUAAAAUCUGGAGAAAUUAAUUGUAUACUUAGGUUUGUUUUCCUUCUCUCUAAUUUGGAUUCCACUGUGCAAUUUGCUUCAGAAUUCAUAGGGAGGCAUGACAUAAUUAAAGUCCUCCUUUUCAAAAAGCACUAUAUAAAACAAACAAACUGGAAUAACAAGAUGGCAAAACAAUAAUUGUAUUAAUAGCAUAAGAAAUGUUAGAUACAACUGGGAAAACAGUAAAGCAAAAUAAGUACAAAUCUAUAAAACCAUACAAACAAUGUCUUAUUUUAAACCCCAAUGCAUCCCACAGAUCAGUUGACAGCCUGUCAUAAGACAGUGACCAGCUUUCAAAUGGCUUUUAAACAAAGGGCUAAAGAAUAUUUUGAAAUUGAAUUCCUUACAUGCUUAAAGAUUUUAUGCCUGACUUGGUGUUUGAGGCGUUAACCUACAGAAUUUGUGAAUCGCUCAUCUCAAGCUGUAUUGUUCCUGGAUGUAGUCAUUCGUGCAGCCAUGUUUAGUAGAAUGUGUUUUAAAGCCAUAUUUUAUGGCAUUUCUUCUAACGACUUUGUAAUAAAAUACUAGGUCAUGUGUAA
Messenger RNA from Brienomyrus brachyistius, 2470 nucleotides. It is a transcript of the gene chrac1, whose product is annotated as chromatin accessibility complex subunit 1. The transcript is spliced from 3 exons. Lineage: Eukaryota; Metazoa; Chordata; Actinopteri; Osteoglossiformes; Mormyridae. The coding region runs from base 76 to 435 and encodes 119 amino acids. Gene Ontology annotation, cellular component: nucleus; CHRAC. Gene Ontology annotation, molecular function: protein heterodimerization activity. The record is from RefSeq and is a predicted model, not a curated record.